AUGGAUGACAGACUUCCGAAAGCACCUGAUGGACAGGCAUCCCCUUCCCCCGGUCAACAUCCUAUUCCCGACGAUGUCCAACUACCCCCGAAAUGGAUCUUACAAUCGAAGAACGAUACCGAGCUUGUCGCAACGCCCGAGCCACAAGCCCCAGAAAGCGAUGCAGCUCAAGUGGACGAAUAUCCUGGCUUGACGCAUUUGGAUUAUGAUCUUCGUCCCCUACCCGACACCUUAACUGCGACUCUGACCGAGAAUAGACGUUUUACUCCACAGAAGCAUUGGCAGGAUGUCCGCCGGAUAUCCAUCACCGUGCCGGAAUCCGUCCCGUACGUGCCUGGUGACAUGAUCGCCAUUACCCCCAAGACCUCACCGACAGACGUUCAGAUAUUUAUCGACCUGAUGGGAUGGGAUGAGCAAGCAGAUAAACCAAUUGCGCUUGUUCCAACAGGAGACACCCGUGCGCCGCCACCAAUCCUUGGACUUGAGGCAUAUCCCAACUUGACCUUGCGUUCUCUCCUCAUUGACUAUCUCGACAUCAAGGCGAUUCCUCGUCGAUCUUUCUUUUCUAAUAUCGCUCAUUAUACAGACGAUAUCAUGCAUAAAGAGCGUCUAUUGGAAUUCACAAAUCCCGAAUACCUCGAUGAAUUGUGGGACUACACGUCUCGGCCACGACGUAGUAUUCUCGAGGUACUGCACGAGUUUGACUCUGUCAAGAUUCCCUGGCAGCAUGCGGCUUCUGUCCUUCCUGUUAUUCGCGCACGACAAUUCAGCAUCGCCAGUGGUGGACAGCGCAAGCAGACCGCGGAUGGAAAGACUCAAUUCGAGCUUCUCAUCGCCAUCGUCAAGUACCAAACCGUUAUUAAAAGAAUCCGCGAGGGCGUCUGCACCAAAUACCUCUCGACACUUCGGCCAGGAAGUACACUUCGAGUGCAACUUCAGCCAGGUGGUCUCAACUCAUCCGUUCGGCAACUGACUGCAUCGACGGUUCUCAUCGGACCAGGUACUGGAAUCGCACCUCUCCGCUCUAUGCUAUGGGAAAAGGCAGCACUGGUCCAAGCAUUCCGCGAAGAAAACCCAGGAGUCGAACCUCCAAUCGGGCCCACCGUCCUACUUUAUGGAGGUCGCAACCGCACCGCGGAUUUCUUCUUCGAAGAAGAGUGGGAGCAUCUCAGUAAACUCAUACCUUUGCAGGUACUCACUGCAUUCUCACGCGACCAGCAACAAAAGAUCUAUGUGCAGGAUACGAUUCGGCAGAACUUGACAUUGUUUUUCCGUCUUCUACAUGACAUGCGAGGCUCUGUGUAUAUCUGUGGUUCAUCUGGGCGUAUGCCACAAGCGGUGCGGGAGGCGCUUAUUGAGGCAUUUGCAGAGGGAGGAGCGCCGCUGACUGGCCAGCCAUAUACCCGAGCACAGGCAGAGGAGUUCUUGAUUGGUAUGGAGAAGAGUGGGCGAUAUAAGCAAGAGACAUGGUAG
Molecule: messenger RNA, 1473 nt
Organism: Penicillium subrubescens
Lineage: Eukaryota; Fungi; Ascomycota; Eurotiomycetes; Eurotiales; Aspergillaceae
Exons: 1
Coding region: 1-1473 (490 amino acids)
Cellular component (GO): cytosol
Molecular function (GO): oxidoreductase activity; flavin adenine dinucleotide binding; FMN binding
Source: RefSeq, a predicted model, not a curated record